Messenger RNA from Xenia sp. Carnegie-2017, 3214 nucleotides. Its product is annotated as coiled-coil domain-containing protein 33-like. The record is from RefSeq and is a predicted model, not a curated record. Lineage: Eukaryota; Metazoa; Cnidaria; Anthozoa; Malacalcyonacea; Xeniidae. Gene Ontology annotation, cellular component: peroxisome. The coding region runs from base 325 to 2913 and encodes 862 amino acids. The transcript is spliced from 24 exons.
UGUUAGUUUGUUUAUAGUAGUGCACUGUGUGGUAGAUACUCAAAUUUUACCAUGGUUGAGUAACGAACUGCAUUCUGUUGUGCUUUUUCCUUUCCUUGCUUUGCUUUGAAGAAAUAAAGAGGUUAAACUCUCCUUAAAAGGAAAUUGGUUAUGAUAGAAUGCUGCAGAUGGUGAACUUGACAGGUGCUUUUUAAUCUUGGAUUUAAAAUCCAUCACAUUUUCUUCAACGAACAAGGAAGAUACCCCCUGAAGUUUUGCAUUCAAAGCUCUGAGGGAUGAACGCCAUGUGAAGCUCUACCUGGACAAGAACCAAAGAUCCAAUAUAUGAUUAUGAAUUCGACUCCAGCCAUGUUACCAAGGCAACAAACAAACACCUGCCAUCUAGACUACAGUGAUUUCAGAUUUGAAAUGCCAAAGGAGUUCUCUGAAGGGGAAAUUGAGCUGCUGUUUGAGUGCUUCCAGUUGUUGGAAAAUCCUUUUGAAGAGUCUCAAAAGUGUGGUGAGGGGACGAUUGUUGUGUACCCAUGUGCUCAGGAUGUACCUCAAGAUGACCUACCCUCCACAAGUUCCGGUGUACAUACUUGCUAUGAUUACACGACUCAAAUUCCCAUCAAUAAGCUUCUUGUUGAUGAAGGGCUCUAUGUCAAUAUUGCACAUGUGAAAAUCACUUUAACAUUAAAGAUUGUCCAAGAGGAUAACAAUUACGAUCAACAAGCCGAUACAAACGUGGCUUGUAGAGAAGCUGAUACUCAGGUCAAGGACGCUGCGUUGCCCGGCAACGAGGAAGGGCCAUCCACCAGACAUGCUUGUGGCAGCUACUUGAGCGAUCGUCACGUGUGUGAAAUCAUUGUUCACGUGCAUAGUGCGUGUGAUUUACCAUCGAACAUGCAGGGACGACCCCCUCAGCCUUACGUCUCAUGCAAAAUGAAGAAUGAAUCAACGAACGGCAUUCAAAACCUAUCAACGCAUUGUACUCAACACCCGACAUAUUCUCCAUGCUGGGACCAGCUUGUAGUCGUCAAAACAUCUCAAGAUGAAAUUUCUCGUCAAGUUUUAGUAAUCAACAUCACUGAUUAUCUCAGUCAAUCAUUGAUAACCAACUAUUGUCUACAACUGCUACCGUUUGAACCAUUUCGUCCCUAUCAUCUGGAGCUCGAGCAAACGGAAGGUGAAAGCAAAGCGAAAUUAUUCAUAACACUGUUAGUGAAACUUGACGAACUAAAUCCGCCAUCCUUGGCAUCGACGAUAUUUGGGUUAGAGGUCGUUUUAAGAAAAUUCUCGACGACUGUUGGUGAAAAGUUCUCACAUCCUCUUAUUGCGUCCAUCGUGAUUGUGAAUGACUCACGUCAAUAUCGAAUGAGGUACGUAAAUAAUGGUCAGGUCGAUCAAGGUUUUCAAGCGAUGAAGUUAAAAGUUCCAUUUGUGGAUAUCCCAAAAUCUGCCAAGGAUGAUGUUCAAUGUAGGAUACCUCAGGUAACCUUUACUUCAAGUUUAUCAUCAGAUCUACCUAAAUGGAAUCAAACGUUCUUCUUCUCCGUCGAUGAUUUAUCGUUGUUUGCCCCGUCAUCAGCAUUGGUUAUCGAAUAUUUUAAUGCUUUGCAGGUUGUUAGUUUUGGUCAAUGGAGACCUCGCUCACCUAUUGGUUACUCUAUCCUCGAUCUCGAUGAGCAGUUACGUCACACAUUGGAGAAUGAAAGGGCGAGCAUGGGAGUGUGUGUGAACAAUAUCUCAGUAUAUGAUUCGUCUUUACAGGAUCAAAAUGGAAGCACACCAACUGUUGACGUUAUUUUGAGAUUAAUUUCUAGCAAACGUCCAGACCCCAUGAUUUCAGAAGCGCAUUUUCAUAUUUUGCCCGUCGUUGACAUGGCAACAAAGUGCUCAACAUCGCCUCUAAAAAGAUCUGCUGAACCUUUGAAUCAUGUUCCCCGACCAUUUCCGGUGAUGCACGAACGCAAUCCGUUAAAGUCCGAUGCAGUUGAUUCCACAACAUUUUCAGUGAUGGAAAGUCAAACAAAGGAGCUUGAAAAACAUCGCUUUGCCAUGAAGAAGAUGGCGGAUGACAUACUGAAAUUGAAGAGCGAGGCAUCGCGGUUGCAGGCAGCCAAUAGCAGACUUCGUUUGCAACUCGAGAAUGACCAUUUAGCCAAUCACACGAUUCCCUUUUCUGGCCAGCUGGAGGGCACGACUCAUGGAGAGCUUGUCCAGAGAAUAGUGAUCAUUAAAGGCAGUCUUGACGAACAAACUGUAAUAAACAGAGAACUAAGAUUGGAGAUUCGAAGUCUACAAAAUCAAAUUAUAAAGAAAAACGAGAAAGAGAAGGAAUUUUAUAAGUUACAAGAGGCUCAUAAGAAUCAACAAAUGUUGUUGCAUAAAUUACAGGAAAAACUACGAAGGACCAAGACUGUCGAAGAAACGUGCAAACGCCAAGAGAAGGUGAUAUUACGACUUGAAGAUCUUUUGGCCAACUCUAAGAUGAAGGAUAAAGAUAAGAAAAGUACUGGCAAGUUGAUUACUACCUGUACACCACAAGAAGAUCAAGUAAAAACAGCAGAGGAAACGCUAUUAGACGAAAACAAGAGGUUGAGAACUUUGGUGUCAAGCUAUGAGAAAACAAACAAGACUGUUAAAGACAUGGAAAAACUUCAGAUGCACGAAAAACUACGAGUAGCCGAGAGCAGAGUUUCUGCCCUUGAAAAAGAAUUAUUGGAUAAUGCAAGGAAAUGGGCGAGGGAUAAAGCAGAAUUACAGCUGAAGUUAAGUGAGAACCAUCGUAGUCAUCGCGACUCAAGUCUGUGGCAACACCCAAAUCAUUUGCAAGAGAAUUAUCGUCUCUUUGAGCGGACACCACCUGACUCGCUUCUAAAUGACUCAGGAAUGGCUUCGCCAAAGCUCAAUCCUUUGUCCAGGAAAUAACUAGGCUUUACUUUGCCGACAGAUGGUCAACAUCCUUGGUAGAGUGAGUCGCAAAAUAUGUUUAUUGUACGUGAGAAAAGUGACCGAUCUCGGAAAUUGUCUUAUAGGUUUGCCGAUUUCCUCAGCGAGAACUUUGUUAUAUUUGUAUAAAACCGGGAUAUGCAUAUAUGGUUGAACAUAUUUUAUAUAGAAUUGUACAUCUUUUAUAUAUUAUUGCAUGUAUAUUUAUGUAUUUUAUGAAAAUAUAUUUCGAUAAAAAACUCCCGCUGGUGAUCUAAUUAUAUGUCGACAUUACAAUAAA